Molecule: messenger RNA, 1254 nt
Organism: Triticum turgidum subsp. durum (durum wheat)
Lineage: Eukaryota; Viridiplantae; Streptophyta; Magnoliopsida; Poales; Poaceae
Source: the annotation of a GenBank genome assembly
AUGGCGUCGACAGACCCACCUGCCGAGAGGAGGAGGCCUGCUCCUCCGCUGCCGUCCCCUAUUGUCCACCUCUCCUUCAGCAGCGACGCGUCCUGCUUCGUCGUCGCCGGCACCUCCAGCGUGCAUUGGCUUUCAUGCGACACCUUCAGCCUGCGUGGCCUCUACCAAGAAAAAGAUGCCAGAAAGACCAUCGCCGCAGCGGCCGGCGAUAUGCUUAGCCUCAAGGAAUCAGCAUGCGCCACCGUGAGCCGCGUCAACAGCACCAAGUUCUUCAUCCGGCGUUGGAAGCCGGGAUACAUGAACUACCACUGGCGGUACUUCGAGGGGGAGAAGACAUACACCGGAGGCGAAGAUGACGUGCGGGCAGUGCGUGUCCACGGCGCGAAGACCGUCGUCGUGCUCGUUGACCGGCUGGAGGUGCUCGGCUGCAGGACCAAGGACACCGAGGACAAAGAGCUUUGGUUGCUGCACUCGGUGGUGACCGGGGGCAAUCCCCUUGGCCUCUGCGCCGUGUCGUCAGGCGCGUCCUUCGCGUUCGUGUGCCCCGGCGCCAGGGAUUGUGAGGUGCACGUCGAGCGGUGGUUGGACGAGGGGGAGGUCGCGGCGCCCGUGGUGGCCAUACGUGCACACUCUUCCCGCCUUGCGUCCAUUGCCAUGUCUUGCGACGGCCGGCUCGUGGCCACAGCUAGCGUCAGGGGCACCCUCGUGCGCAUCUUCAGCGCCACCGACGGUGCGUUGCUCCAAGAGCUGAGGAGAGGCAGAGACCGAGCAGACAUCCACUGCAUCGCCUUCUCUCUGGAUUCAAAAUGGUUGGCGGUCAGCAGCGACAAGGCAACCGUGCACGUGUUCAGCGUCAAUAUCGAUUUGCCAAGCCUGACACCGGAGGACAGCAACAGUCCCGGCGGUCUCCAAGCAGCCCCGGCGCCGUCGUCUCCAGCAGUAGCUACAGCCAACAAGAGGUCGUUGUUGUCGUUCGCUGGAGGAUUCUUGCCGGGCUAUUUCAGUUCAGAAUGGUCGUCGACUCAGAUCCGCGUCCCUGAAGGCACCAAGUACUUGGUCGCGUUCGGCAGUCAGCCAAACACCCUUCUCAUCCUCGGCAUUAAUGGACGCUUCUACCGGUGCCGAUUCGACCCGGAAAAAGGAGGCGUAGUGGACGUGCGGCACAAAGGGACGCCUUGUGGGAGUGUGGGACAGGACGUGGAGUGCAUCAACUUCAUGAAUCCGAGCAAGAAAACAUCUAAUUCGAAGCCAUAA